Molecule: messenger RNA, 17228 nt
Organism: Coregonus sp. 'balchen'
Lineage: Eukaryota; Metazoa; Chordata; Actinopteri; Salmoniformes; Salmonidae
Source: the annotation of a GenBank genome assembly
CUAGGCCACUUCCGAUUCAAUGACGACUGCUGUUAUGCUACUAUCAAAAUAGGGAACAUGACUGAGGGAAUCUAGCUACUGGUGCACUGAAAAUCCCCUCAAAUGCUGCGAUAGUAUAUCAGGUAUGUGAACAUGUUUAUUAACUAGUUAUAACAGUAAAUACUUGCCAUAGUCCAGUACAGUUUGAUAACUUGUUAGCUUGAUAGAAUCUGUAUUUUGAGGAAUUAGCUAGCUAGCUACUCAUGCUAACAAGUAACAAUAAUGAUUGCUACAUUUCAUCAUGUGAAACUGCUAAAAUGAUGUCAGUAAGCUAGACAAACCCGUAUAGUAGCUAAUUACUAGCUAGCUAAUAUCCUUCAUAAUCAUGCAUGGAUUGAGUGUCUUUGCCAGCUAGCUUACUUGAUAGCACGAUCGAGCCAUGCCACUUCAGUUCAGACACAGUUCUAAGUCAAGGUGACAUGUUCCACAAAGACCAGCACGCGCAAUCUAGACAAGUACAAUGUAGUUAUGUGCUUGGAAAUGUAGCUAGUUAUUCAUAGAACAACAUUCAUUUCAAAACCGGUAUGCUUUUUCGAUUAAAUUAGCAUUUUGAUGGUUGUCACUAGUAUCCACAGCCACAAAGUCAAAAUUGGCUAUAAUGAAAACAAAAAUGUGCUUUUUGGUCUUUUAAUUUAAGGUUAGGCAUAAGUUUAGCAGUGUGUUUAAGUUUAGGGUAAAGCUUAUGUUUAAAAUCAGAUUUUAAGAAUAUAAAUUGUAUGAUUAGGUGGAGUUUAGUUUAUGACUUUGUAGCUGUGGUAACUAGUCACGACUCCAGCCUUGUGCCCAUCGUCAUCUGACGUCACUACUGUCACAUGUCGCAACCUGAGCAAUGUUCUUUCUCCUCUUGUACGGUAUGUGACUGAAUUUGUGACCGGUCUAGUAAAGCGAAUGGCGAUACCCCACAUGGCGUACUACUCUAAAUCCGUAGGAUGCCUGUGUGUAUUUGACCUAGCUGUCAGUAGAUACUAAGCUAGCUACAUUUACACAGUACACAUCCUAUUUUGUGGGACUGGGGCAGCAGGUAGCCUAACGGUUAAGCGCAUUGGGUCAGUGGUUCGAAUCCCCGAACCGACUGUGAAAAAUCUGUCGAUGUGAGCUCAAAUUUCUCAUGUAAGUCACACUGGAUAAGAUUGUCUGCUAAAUGAUGGAAGCUGCACAUAAUAACCAUUGAGUGCUGUAGCUACAAACCUAGAGCAUAGCAAAUACCUUUUGGUUCUGUUUUGAACACAUAUCUGAUGUCAUAGCAACAUACCUUUUGGUUCUGUGUUGAACACAUACAGUAUCUGAUGUUAUCCGACCUACAUAAAGGUCUCAGUCCUAUUAUACCUGUUAUCCUGAAAUACCCCUCUCUCUCCCUCCCUCCACCUCUCUUCCUCAGCAGGGUUGAGUGUGUGGGUCAGGUGUGGAUGGAGUCAGCAGCAUCUGAGAGCACCCAGCAUAGUUUUAUCACAGACAGGACAAUCAGAAGAAGUCAGUGUUCAGACCAACAGCCUGCACAUCGGCAGGCAGGGGGAGAAUGGUCAAGUACUUCUCUAACGACGUAGACAUCAGGACCACGUGGGACCAUGUCGUCUCUGCCUUCUGGCAGCGGUAUCCCAACCCAUUCAGGUACAGGACCUCACAAUGACCCUCAUUUUAUGGUGGAUGCCUCUAUGAUUUGGUGAGAUGUGCAUCUAGUAGGAGAGGGACGGGAUAUGCCUAUUUUCCAUUGAGUAACAAACUCCAGACCCAUCGGAAACCUGUCUGCUCUCUCCUACUAUCAGCUGUGAAUGUGAAUUUGCACAAAUGGCACAAACCGUCAUUCUAUAGCCAAACUUUGCAUCUGCACUGUUUAAGCAAAUUUGUUUUAAAAAAUAAAUAAUUUUCAGUGGUAAUUGUUAAAAGUAGUCCUUAUGCAUAGUUGAAUGGUUUGUUUAACUUUGCAAUCAGUGGUUUUUGUUUGAUAUACAUUCUGAGUCUCAGCAUCAUUAUGUUACUGUGGAAUUGCCCUACUCCCAAUCACAGUGAGAUGAUGGUAUCUGACGCUGUUACAGAUCAGAGUUUAGAAAACAACAGUGAGAGGAUUUUAUUAAGAUGGAGAACUGAGUAUGAUCACAGUAGAGAAGUGAUACCAGCUUUGUCAGAUCAGAAGGAAGUUGCUCAGUCAGUCAAGUGCUUAAUUUGGUUUGUAUUAAUAUCUGCUCUGUAUUUAACCCAACCAUCUUUCCUUUUAUUGCGUGUCCUAAAGUAGGGAUGGGUCGAGUACCUGAGUACUCGAUUCAAGGUUUGCAUUCGAUAGCUAUUAAAGUACUUGAAAUGUACAAAUCUGCAACUAUUUAGCAGGUUAAAUUCAUAAGAACUGACAAUGUUAAAAUUUGUAUGUGGAGUAUGUCAAGUGGCGUGAAAAUAUGUUAAAUGUCGUUUUCAGUUGUCAGAACAACUAGUUAUUGGACCAACUGAUAGCAUACCGCAAACAUUGUGUGUGUUCCCGUACAUCAGCACCCAUGUUCUCACGGAGGACGUGGUGUUCCGGGAGGUGACGGCAGACCAGCAGCUUCUCUCCAGACGCCUGCUCACCAAGACCAAUCGAAUGCCUCGCUGGGCUGAGUUCCUCUUCCCCUCCAACCUAUCACGCUCCGUCUACAUCGUAGAGGACUCCGUCGUGGACCCGGUCACCAAGAGCCUCACCACGUACACCUGGAACCUCAACCACACUACGCUCAUGGUGAGGUACACCCCAACAUAUGCUCCAUUCCAAAUCAACCCCUAGCCCCUACACCAAGAAGUGGCUAGGUAGUAGGGGCUAGGCGUCAAUUUGGAAUUCAGCGAUACUGGUUCCCAUAGCUAAGUGGGUGGAGCAUGGUGCUUGCAACACCAAACAUGUGGGUUUGAUGCUCAUGCAUGUGUUUGUGUUAGUACGUGUAGGUUUCUGUAUAUGUUUUGCUAGGUUGGUUGACGGUCAUGUCUUUUUACAGUACACUGACUCAACGCAAUGGAGUAUCUUGUAUUUCUUAGAAAUAAGUGUUCUAUCAUUAGGAGAUGGUAUCAGUACCCCCGCCACCACCACAGAAACAGGGAACACUUUCACACGCAGUGAACACACUGUGUUUCCCCUAUUGCAUUUCUUAAGUCGUGGCUGCCACUGCAAAAAAAAAGAAGGAAACCCUGACAUAAUUAGUACUGACUAAGAUAAGAAUGUAUCUACAUAUUAGCACAUAGUCUACUAUUGAACAGAGACUUUGAGAUGUACGUCUACAUGAAAACGUCUGUCCAAAUAAAAUGAGUUAUUAUUGCAUAUCUUAGAUACGGAAUGAAAUUUUUUUUUCCUCAACGGUUUAGACUAGGUCGGUAUCUGACCCUUCAUGACCUCCAGUGGUUGACCUAUAUUACAGCCACAAGACCCUAGACAUUUCCAAGAAAGUGCCCUCUGCGUUGCCCCGCCCCCCUGAGACACUGGCUUGUUUACUGGUCGAACUUGUUUGUUUUCUAUAGCAACCGACGGUAUCCAAGCCUACAGCACAAUGAAUACACUGUUUUCCAGAGAAAUUCCUUCAUGCGGAAACCCACAACGUUUUCCAUUGUAUAUCAUUUGUAAUGUCUCAAAAAAUAAAUCUUCUGCACAAUUUCUGCAGUCUGGCUGGGUAUUGGUUCAGACUGGUAAACCCUUGACUAAAGAGACCCAGACAUGAAAUGUAUUGUUGAUGGUUUUCUGUUUCUCAGGGACCUGGUUUGUUGGAUGAGAAAGAUAUGAAGUUGUGUAACCUCCUUUGUUGAGUCAGCAGGGUGGGUGGAUAUCUCAUGGUUUACAUCUCAAAUCUCUACGAGAGUCAGAGUUCACACUCCGUUCUACGGUUAGCAAUAGAACAAGGCUUUUAUGUGAGAGACGAAAUGAGACACUUUAUCUCACCAUACCUGGUCAAUGUCAACUACACCUACACUACAAUCAUACAGAUAUAGUUGUAUGAUUCAAGCAAGACAUUCACCAUCCCCUUCCCACUAUGUAUUCAUCUCAAGAUCGCCAACACUUGACGCUCUGUGGUGUGGUUAAAUUCAAAACUGUUGACACCAUAAGGAAACAGCCUGCGAAACGGAAGGGGCUAGACACCUACAGUUGAAGUCGGAAGUUUACAUACACCUUAGCCAAAUACAUAUAAACUCAGUUUUCCACAAUUCCUUACAUUUAAUCCUAGUAAAAAUUCCCUUUCUUAGGUCAUUUAGGAUCACAACUUUAUUUUAAGAAUGUGAAAUGUCAGAAUAAUAGUAGAGAUAAUUAUUUAUUACAGCUUUUACUUCUUUCAUCACAUUCCCAGUGGGUCAGAAGUUUACAUACACUCAAUUAGUAUUUGGUAGCAUUGCCUUUAAAUUGUUUAACUUGGGUCAAACGUUUCGGGUAGCCUUCCACAAGCUUCCCACAAUAAGUUGGGUGAAUUUUGGCCCAUUCCUCCUGACAGAGCUGGUGUAACUGAGUCAGGUUUGUAGGCCUCCUUGCUCGCACAUGCUUUUUCAGUUCUGCCCACACAUUUUCUAUAGGAUUGAGGUCAGGGCUUUGUGAUGGCCACUCCAAUACCUUUACUUUGUUGUCCUUAAGCCAUUUUGCCACAACUUUGGAAGUAUGCUUGGGGUUAUUGUCCAUUUGGAAGACCCAUUUGCGACCAAGCUUUAACUUCCUGACUGAUGUCUUGAGAUGUUGCUUCAAUAUAUCCACAUAAUUUUCCUUUCUCAUGAUGCCAUCUGUUUUGUGAAGUGCACCAGUCCCUCCUGCAGCAAAGCACCCCCACAGCAUGAUGCUGCCACCCCCGUGCUUCACGGUUGGGAUGGUGUUCUUCGGCUUGCAAGCCUACCCCUUUUUCCUCCAAACAUAACAAUGAUCAUUAUGGCCAAACAGUUAUAUUUUUGUUUCAUCAGACCAGAGGACAUUUCUCCAAAAAGUACGAUCUUUGUCCCCAUGUGCAGUUGCAAACCGUAGUCUGGCUUUUUUAUGGCGGUUUUGGAGCAGUGGCUUCUUCCUUGCUGAGCAGCCUUUCAGGUUAUGUCGAUAUAGGACUUGUUUUACUGUGAAUAUAGAAACCUUUGUACCUGUUUCCUCCAGCAUCUUCACAAGGUCCUUUGCUGUUGUUCUGGGAUUGAUUUGCACAUUUCGCACCAAAGUACGUUCAUCUAUAGGAGACAGAACGGGUCUCCUUCCUGAGCGGUAUGACGGCUGCGUGGUCCCAUAGUGUUUAUACUUGCGUACUAUUGUUUGUACAGAUGAACGUGGUACCUUCAGGCGUUUGGAAAUUGCUCCCAAAGAUGAACCAAAUUUGUGGAGGUCUACAAUUUUAUUUCUGAGGUCUUGGCUGAUUUUAUUUUGAUUUUCCCAUGAUGUCAAGCAAAGAGGCACUGAGUUUGAAGGUAGGCCUUGAAAUACAUCCACAGGUACACCUCCAAUUGACUCAAAUGAUGUCAAUUAGCCUAUCAGAAGCUUCUAAAGCCAUGAUAUCAUUUUCUGUAAUUUUCCAAGCUGUUUAAAGGCACAGUCAACUUAGUGUAUGUAAACUUCUGACCCACUGGAAUUGUGAUACAGUGAAUUAUAAGUGAAAUAAUCUGUCUGUAAACAAUUGUUGGAAAAAUGACUUGUGUCAUACUCAAAGUAGAUGUCCUAACCGACUUGCCAAAACUAUAGUUUGUUAACAAGAAAUGUGUGGAGUGGUUGAAAAACAAGUUUUAAUGACUCCAACCUAAGUGUAUGUAAACUUCCAACUUCAACUGUAUGUACCUCAUGCUCCUCUCUGCUAGUCACCCAAACCACCUUUUAUAUGGUGUGUGUGCACCAUAAAUCUUGAUAGAGUGAUAUAUAUCUCUAUCAAGAUAUAUGGUGCUGUCAACUUGAUAGAUGAGCACCAUAAGACACACACACUCUCACACACACACACAAAAUCACACACACCCCCCCCACCAGAUUAUACCCGCCGUCUAGUUAACACAAAGCAUUGUGGCGACGUGCUAGCGUGCGCUCUGUUUUGAUUCCACUUGACGCCGGUGGAAGAAGAGGAUGACUCAUAGCACUAGACAGAUGGAACAACUUUGUAAUUAUCUCCAAGAUCAGAUUUCGGAAGAAAAUGUCAGAGUCUUCCAAAACACUGUUGUUAUUACUAUCAUCGCAUGCAACCGGUUACCCAAAGUAAAGUGGACUUGAUAACUUGGGUUCUUCAUUCACUUUGCAUUGAAGUUGUUUGCUUGUUCUUUAUGUAUUGUGUCCUAUAGUCGAGGGCAGCAAACCAACACCACCAGAUUAACACCUCUCCUCUACCGUUCUCUCUCUCCUUCUCUCCCCUUCCCUCUCCCCUUCUCUCUCUCUCCCCUUCUCUCUCUCCUCUCACCUUCCUCCUUCCAUCCCUUCCUCCUUCCAUCCCUUCCUCCUUCCAUCCCUUCCUCCUUCCAUCCCUUCCUCCUUCCAUCCCUUCCUCCUUCCAUCCCUUCCUCCUUCCAUCCCUUCCUCCUUCCAUCCCUUCCUCCUUUCUUUCCUAGACGGUGGAGGAGCGUUGUGUGUUCCAGGAGUCAGAGGACCGGCCUGCCUUCACGCUGCUCAGACGAGAGGCUUGGAUCUCUUCUGGAGUCUACGGCUUCUCCAGGCCCAUCCAGGUACAGCACAGAUGUAGUACAGAACAGCACAGUACAGAACAGCCCCUGCACAACAGAAUACAGUACAGCCCCAGAACAGCUAUAGGAUAACACACCAGAGCACCACACGGUCUCCCUGUAGGGAUAGUCUACAUCCAGGACUAAAGUAAUGUAUUCGAAGCAGACCUGGGUUCAAAUAGUAUUUGCUUUCUUUCAAAUACUUUGAGAGUUUGAUUGAGCCUGACUGGGGUGCCAAAUGAGUGUGGUUUGCACUUUUAGGACUACUCCAUUGGUGACAUUGCGCCAAUCAAGCUCAAACAAGUGCAGCUAAAAUAUUUGAAUGGAUAACAAAUACAAUUUGAACCCAGGUCUGAUGGAUAUUGAAUACAUGUAUAUGAGGCUCAGAGGACCACUACACUACAGCAACAUAUUUUUAGUACCUCACCUCCAGUUCACCUCCAGUUUACCUCAGGACAGACUACCCCUUUUCAUCACCAAAGUCAUGACUGAUUUAAUGGGAGCAGAUAUUGAAUAGCUGCAGAGCAGCAGUACAUUUGGAUUUGUAGCCUGGGAAAUCAAUUUGAAGGAUCUGCUUGCGGUCGUUGCUGGACACCUAUGAGAACAUAUGUAUGUAAUCCAUCUAUAACAAAAGCCCUUUUUUUUUCUUUUUUUUGUCAGUCUGAGUUGAAAAACAUAUUUUCCCUUCAGUUCGACCCAGAUAGUUGGUCGACAAAUCUAAAAGGGAGGCCCACAUAAGUAUUUUCCAGCUCAGCAAGCUAGGCAUUCUGUCUGUCUCUCUCUCUCUCACUCACACACACACACACACACACACACACACACACACACACACAGAGGGUUUAUAGGGUCGAGCAAUAGCACAAAAGAGUAAAAGCGUGGAAGCCAGUGUCUGCAGAUGCCAAAACAAAGAAAUAGUCAUCUUCCACCAGGAGUUGGAAAAGAGCAAGAAUAGAAAAAAUGCCUAUUUAUUUUAGCCUAUUAUUGUUGUUGUUAUUGUUGUUUUUAGCAGUGUGUGCCAGGCUCGACUGCCCCUAGAGAGAGAAAGGGAGGGAGAGAGAGAUGAAAGAGAGAGAAGUAGAGAUGAAGGGAAAGAGAGAGCUAGAUGGAAGGAGAGGGAGGGAGGGAGGGAGGGAGAAAGAAAGAAAGAGAGGGUAAAAGUACACUGCUGUUGUUCUCAUGUCUCCCAAUUGAAACCCUGCUGUUUCCUGCCAUGUCCGUCUGUUCUGUUUCCCAGGAGUUUGGCUUGGCCCGCUUCAAGAGCAACCAGGUGAAGGCCAUGAAGGGCCUGGAGUACGCUCUGUCUAACUUACACGGUAGGUACUGAAGUAGGAGAAGCAGGAAACCAAACAACUUUAUUUCUGGGGGGGGGGUUGGAGGCGAUGGGCAAACUUUUAGAGGGAAAAAGUUAUAUUUUGGGGAGAUUGGUGCUUUCCGUCAUAUUUUCCACAUUACACAAAGUACCAAGAAGUCUGCCAAAGUCUCCUCAUGGCUGAUUGUCGUGGUCUGAAGUGAAGUUGUGAAAUUAAUCACAGCUCCCACCCACCAAUCAACUCUUAGCACUAACCCUCCCAUCAUGCCUUUGGGUGAGCAGACGCCAGAUCUCUCUCCCCUGGAAGUGUAACACACACACACCACACCCACAAUCGUCCGUGGAUAAUCAGGCCGUGAUUGCAUCGCCAGACGGACGCGUCUCUCGAAGUCCUUCGCCGAGUAUAUGAUGAUAAUGAUUACUGAUUUACUGCAUGUCUGAGUAUGGCCAUUUUCUCGUCUCGCCCUCCCUAAAGAUAGACAUAUACAAGUUCCCACUCUCCUUAUUGAACAAGGCUGGUUGAUUCAAUGAUCCACCGAUUCAACCGUUUAUCUGUCUAUGUUCAGAGGCUGAAAACAUCCCAUGUGACUAGCUGAAGCCGUAUAGUCACAGACCAGUGUUUUGUCCCACACGUUGCAUUGCGUGACUGCACCAUAUGCCUACAGUGCCUUCAGAAAGUAUGAAUUACCCCUUUGACUUAUUCCACAUUUUGUUGUGUUACAGCCUGAAUUCAAAAUGGAUUAAAUAAAACAAUAUCCUCACCCAUUUACACACAAUACCCCAUAAUGACAAAGUGAAGACAUGUUUUUAGAAAUUUUAGCUAAUUUAUAAAAAAUGAAAUACAGAAAUAUCUAAUUUACUUAAGUAUUCACACCUCUGAGUCAAUACUUUGUAGAAGCACCUUUCGGCAGUGAUUACAGCUGUGAGUCUUUCUGGGUAAGUCACUAAGAGCUUUCCACACCUGGAUUGUGCAACAUUUGCCCAUUUAUUAUUUUCAAAAUUCUUCAAGCUCUGUCAAAUUAGUUGUUGACCAUUUUCAGGUCUCGCCGUAGAUUUAAGUCAAAACUGUAACUUGGCCACUCAGGAACAUUCACUGGCUUCUUGGUAAGCAACUCCAGUGUAGAAUUUGGCGUUGUGUUUUAGGUUAUUGUCCUGCUGAAAGGUGAAUUCAUCUCCCAGUGACUGGUGCAUAGCAGACUGAACCAGGUUUUCCUCUAGGAUUUUGCCUGUGCUUAGCUCCAUUCAGUUAAUUUUUUUAAUCCUGAAAAACUCCCCAGUUGUUAGCGAUUACAAGCAUACCCAUAACAUGAUGCAGCCACCACAAUGCUUGAACAUAUGGAGAGUGGUACUCAGUAAUGUGUUGUAUUGGAUUUGCCCCAAACAUAACACUGUGUAUUCAGGACAAAAAGUUAAUUGCUUUGCCACAUUUUUUGCAGUAUUACUGUAGUGCCUUGUUGUAUUCUGUACAGGCUACCUGCUUUUCACUCUCAUUUAGGUUAGUAUUGUGGAGAAACUACAAUGUUGUUGAUCCAUCCUCAGUUUUCUCAUAUCACAGCCAUUAAGCUCUGUAACCAUGGUGAAAUCCCAGAGCGGUUUCCUUCCUCUCCGGCAACUGAGUUAGGAAGAACGGCUGUAUCUUUGUAGUGACUGGAUGUAUUGAUGCACCAUCCAAAGUGUAAUUAAUAACUUCACCAUGCUCAAAAGGAUAUUCAAUGUCUGCUUGUAUUAUUACCCGUCUACCAAUAGGUGCCCUUCUUUGCGAGGCAUUGGAAAAAAUUCCUGGUCUUUGUGGUUGAAUCCAUGUUUGAAAUUCACUGCUCGACUGAGGGACCUUGAAGAUAAUUGUAUGUGUGGGGUACAGAGAUGAGGUAGUCAUUCAAAAAUCAUGUUAAACAUUUAUUGCACAAAGAGUGAGUCCAUGCAACUUAUUGUAUGACUUGUUAAGCACAUUUUUACUCCUGAACUUAUUUAGGCUUGCCAUAAAAGGGUUUGAAUACUUAGACUCAAGACAUUUCAGCUUUUCAUUUUUUCUUAAUUUGAAAAAAUUUCGAUAAAUGUAAUUCCUCUUUGACAUUAUGGGGUAUUGUGUGUAGGCCAGUGUAACAAAAUCUCAAUUUAAUAGAUUUGAAAUUCAGGCUGUAACACACCAUUUGGAACAAGCCAAGGGGUGUGAAUAAUUUCUGAAUGUACUGUAUGUCUUCAACCAUCAGUUCAUAACAGAUCAAUCACAGCUGUCCAAUGUUUGGCAAUGGCGAUGGUAACCAUGACGGUGAAGAGGUCUGUGUUCUGUCUGACAUUGUCCUAGUGUCACGCUGAGGCAGCAGACUAGACAGACAGACACACACACACACACUUUUAAAAGACCUAUAGGACAUAUUUCCAUUGUUGUCUUUGUCCCCUCUGUCUGUGUGCAUCAUGCCGUCACUACAGCUGGACUAGGCCUCAGGCUUAUUGUGGUGGUAAGUACAGUACUGGGGUCUGUCACUAUGGCUGGACUAGGCCUCAGGUUUAUUGUGAUGGUCAGUACAGUACUGGGGUCUGUCACUAUGGCUGGACUAGGUCUCAGGUUUAUUGUGAUGGUCAGUACAGUACUAGGGUCUGUCACUAUGGCUGGCCUAGGCCUCAGGCUUAUUGUGAUGGUCAGUACAGUACUAGGGUCUGUCACUAUGGCUGGACUAGGUCUCAGGUUUAUUGUGAUGGUCAGUACACUACUGGGGUCUGUCACUAUGGCUGGCCUAGGCCUCAGGCUUAUUGUGAUGGUCAGUACAGUACUAGGGUCUGUCACGAUGGCUGGACUAGAUCUCAGGCUUAUUGUGGUGGUCAGUACAGUACUAGGGUCUGUCACUAUGGUGACGGUAUGGCUACGUUCCAACAUCCAAACUAGUGUACCACUUGUCCAAUACAUAGACUGUGUCUGAAAUGGCACCCUGUGCCCUAUCUAGUGCACUACUUUAGCCCUAUGGGCCCUGGUCAAUAGUAGUGCACUGCACUAUAUAGUGGAUGCCAUUUCAGACACAACUGUAGCUUUAUCCUAAACAGUAUGCUUUAAAUCAAAUCAAAUCAAAUCAAAUUUUAUUGGUCACAUGCGCCGAAUACAACAGGUGCAGACAUUACAGUGAAAUGCUUACUUACAGCCCUUAACCAACAGUGCAUUUAUUUUAAACAAAAAAGUAAGAAUAAAACAACAACAAAAAAAGUGUUGAGAAAAAAAGAGCAGAAGUAAAAAAUAAAGUGACAGUAGGGAGGCUAUAUAUACAAUAGAAUAAAGUGACAGUAGGGAGGCUAUAUAUACAGGGGGGUACCGUUGCAUAGUCAAUGUGCGGGGGCACCGGCUAGUUGAGGUAGUUGAGGUAAUAUGUACAUGUGGGUAGAGUUAAAGUGACUAUGCAUAAAUACUUAACAGAGUAGCAGCAGCGUAAAAAGGAUGGGGUGGGGGGGCAGUGCAAAUAGUCCGGGUAGCCAUGAUUAGCUGUUCAGGAGUCUUAUGGCUUGGGGGUAGAAGCUGUUGAGAAGUCUUUUGGACCUAGACUUGGCACUCCGGUACCGCUUGCCGUGCGGUAGCAGAGAGAACAGUCUAUGACUAGGGUGACUGGAGUCUUUGACAAUUUUGAGGGCCUUCCUCUGACACCGCCUGGUAUAGAGGUCCUGGAUGGCAGGGAGCUUUGCCCCAGUGAUGUACUGGGCCGUACGCACUACCCUCUGUAGUGCCUUGCGGUCAGAGGCCAAGCAGUUGCCAUACCAGGCGGUGAUGCAACCAGUCAGGAUGCUCUCGAUGGUGCAGCUGUAGAAUUUUUUGAGGAUCUGAGGACCCAUGCCAAAUCUUUUUAGUCUCCUGAGGGGGAAUAGGCUUUGUCGUGCCCUCUUCACGACUGUCUUGGUGUGUUUGGACCAUGAUAGUUCGUUGGUGAUGUGGACACCAAGGAACUUGAAGCUCUCAACCUGUUCCACUACAGCCCCGUCGAUGAGAAUGGGGGCGUGCUCAGUCCUCUUUUUUUUUCCUGUAGUCCACAAUCAUCUCCUUUGUCUUGGUCACGUUGAGGAUAUUGGAUCUGAGCCAUGCGUCUGUGACACCCCCCCGUCCCAACCCCUUGCUGGGGGAUGAUGUCAAAUGCAUGUCUGGUAGUAGCCUCUGUAGCCAUUAGCAGCCAUUUCUAGAACAAUCUCUAGUAUCCACAGUAGUUGAGGAACAAUACAGUCAUGAUUCCCUUUGGCAUCAAUGUGGACAGACAUGACCAGCUAUUCUAGAGCAUUAGAUCCUGUAUUGUGUUUCUGUGGUUAUCUGUAUGUAGCUGCUGCAAAUACUAUAGCCACUGAGUGUACAAAACAUUAGGAACACCUUCCUAAUAUUGAGUUGAAUCCCCUUGUGCCCUCAGAACAGUCUCAAUUCGUCGGGUCAUGGACUACAAGGUGUCGAAAGCGUUCCACAGGGAUGCUGGCCCAUGUUGACUCCAAUGCAAAUAGUUGAGUGUGUAAAACCCAGCAGCGUUGCAGUUCUUGACACACUCAAACCGGUGUGCCUGGCACCUACUACCAUACCCCGUUCAAAGGCACUUAAAUCUUUUGUCUUGCCCAUUCACCCUCUGAAUGGCACACAUACUCAAUCCAUGUCUCAAUUGUAUCAAGGCUUAAAAGUCCUUCUUUAACCUGUCUCCUCCCCUUCAUGUACACUGAUUUGAAGUGGAUUUAACAGGUGAUCAAUAAGGGAUCAUAGCUUUGACCUGGUCAGUCUGUCAUGGAAAGAGUGGGUGUUCCUAAUGUUUUGUACACUGUGUACCGUCAUUUUGCCCCGGUUGAUGCAAGUGUAUGUAGGCUGAAUGAAUCCUAACUUCAGAUGAAUGUCAAGGGGGAUUUUCUUUUCUCAUGAAAAAUGUAGUUUAGCCCACACAUACCUAAAGUUAUGAUUCACAUAAUCUUCCACUCUUAAAUUGAUUUGAUGUAGCUUCUGUGAUAUUUAAUUAUCCUGUUCAGGCGACGUGAACAAAGGACAUUUUCUAGUUACACGCUUUUUAUUAAUUAACUUACUUGGAGAAUAUAAUAUUACCUCCGGGUGCAGACCCCCUGCCAUACCAUUCCCCCACAUAGUUCCUAGCUUCUAAAGCUUUGCAAGGUCCCUUUCAUCUUAACACUUUGCGCACCGCUCUGCCUCCCCAGCUUCCCACUGUGCCUGACUUUUCAGUUAAUUGGGCUCCACUGCCGCCACACGAGCGGCCGUAACCGAUACACACCGCCAGCUAGAUAGGAGCUCCAGUACUGGGAAAGGAGUCAGAACAAGGAUGAUACAAAACUGAGAGAACUUCGUCAAAUGAGCAUACCAGAUAUUCAAGAAGGUUUGAUCAAAGUCAGGUGCGUCCGGAAUGUCACCCUAUCCCCUAUGUAGUGCACUACUUUUGACCGGUGUCCAUAGGGAGUAGGGUGCCAUUUCAGACACAGACAGUGUGGUAGAAACAACCAGGACAACCUCCCGCUGUCGUUGGCCAACAUCAAAGGGGUUUUAUUCAUAAUGGAGUGUGUGAGAAUGCACGUAUAUCUGUUGGUGUGUGCUAGAGACUAUCCGACUGUGCAUCUACGUGUGUGGAAGCGACUAAUCUUCCCUCCUGCCUGCGUCUCCAGCCGUGAGGUUCGAGACAGCGGCCGAGAAAGAGAAGUGAAGAGAGAGGGAGGGAGCGAGGGCUGAGCUGAGAGUAAAGAUGUGGCUUUGUAUGGAGGCCUCAGAAGCCUCCUACCCCCCCCAGAGAGAGGGUGCUCUGGGGGUCAGCCAAGGCAGCCGGCCCUGGGAAGGGACCAGGGCUGUGGCUGUUCUGGUCAGUGGCUCCAGACCUGCAGCUGGGCUGGGUUCACUCGGGGAGACGGAGGGAGCAGAGAGUGGGUUUUGUCAUAGUUUUCCCCUGUUAUCUUACUAUCUAUUUGUAGUAGAAUAGUAUAUGUGGUUCCAUUAAGUCUUAGCCAGACCCUAGCCUAGCAUAGAACACAUCUUGCAACAACAGAGUGACUCAACUAAUGCCCUUUGAGAGCGUACAGUCCCCUAGUCUUUUCAGAUCUGAAACUGUUCCCAGUACAGUUACUGUAGCCCCCUCCUCCUCUCUGUCCCCCCUCUCCUUGUCCCUGUUCCCAGUACAGUUACUAUAGCCUCCUCCUCCUCCUCUCUGUCCCCUCUCUCCUUGUCCCUGUUCCCAGAACAGUUACUAUAGCCUCCUCCUCUCUGUCCCCUCUCUCCUUGUCUCUGUUCCCAGAACAGUUACUAUAGCCUCCUCCUCCUCUCUGCCCCCUCUCUCCUUAUCUCUGUUCUCAGUACAGUUUGUCCCCUGCUCUAAGGUUCCACUGGGCCACGUCACUCUAUGCUGCCACUGACCCCAUGUCCUGGAGACCGGAGGCUGGCCAGACUCAGUGGGCCUGACCGACUCACUGACCAAGACACUGUCUAGGUCUCUCUUUCUGGAGUCCCUCGCACCCUUUUCUGAGUGUCUUUCUCUCACCCUCUCUGGAUCUCUUUCCCUAACUUUCAUCUUCGUCUUCCUUGGCCUGUCUGCCUGGAUCCAUUGUGCCUGCCGUGUGUGUGUGUGUGUGUGUGUGUGUGUGUGUGUGUGUGUGUGUGUGUGUCUGUGUCUGUGUCUGUGUGUGUGUCUCUUUCUCCCUCGCCUCCCUACUGAUCGCUCUAGAUAGGGUCUCUCAGCCUCAGCAACCACUCCAAGAUUGGCUCCUCUCUGACACAGUCUAAAUAUUUCCCACAGAUGUUUGAAGUAUCUCUGUUAGAAGCAUUUGGAUGGUCUCAGUGUUCACUCUGUGUUGUGACGGUGGUAGUGUGUGUUGAUUAGGACCUCUGGGGAUAGUAGUGUGUUGACCAGGAGACCUAUGGGGAUAGUAGUCUGUAUUGACCAGGAGACCUAUGAGGAUAGUAGUCUGUAUUGACCAGGAGACCUAUGGGGAUAGUAGUCUGUAUUGACCAGGAGACCUAUGGGGAUGGUAGUCUGUGUUGACUAGGAGACCUCUGGGGAUGGUAGUGUCUUGACUAGGAGACCUCUGGGGAUGGUAGUGUGUUGACCAGGAGACCUCUGGGAAUGGUAGUGUGUUGACCAGGAGACCUCUGGGGAUAGUAGUGUGUUGACUAGGAGACCUCUGGGGAUGGUAGUUUGUUGACCAGGAGACCUAUGGGGAUAGUAGUCUGUAUUGACUAGGAGACCUAUGAGGAUAGUAGUCUGUAUUGACCAGGAGACCUAUGGGGAUAGUAGUCUGUAUUGACCAGGAGACCUAUGGGGAUGGUAGUCUGUGUUGACUAGGAGACCUCUGGGGAUGGUAGUCUGUGUUGACUAGGAGACCUCUGGGGAUGGUAGUGUGUUGACCAGGAGACCUCUGGGAAUGGUAGUGUGUUGACCAGGAGACCUCUGGGGAUAGUAGUGUGUUGACUAGGAGACCUCUGGGGAUGGUAGUUUGUUGACCAGGAGACCUAUGGGGAUAGUAGUCUGUAUUGACCAGGAGACCUAUGGGGAUAGUAGUCUGUAUUGACCAGGAGACCUAUGGGGAUGGUAGUCUGUGUUGACUAGGAGACCUAUGGGGAUGGUAGUCUGUGUUGACUAGGAGACCUAUGGGGAUGGUAGUCUGUGUUGACUAGGAGACCUCUGGGGAUGGUAGUGUCUUGACUAGGAGACCUCUGGGGAUGGUAGUGUGUUGACCAGGAGACCUCUGGGGAUGGUAGUGUGUUGACCAGGAGACCUCUGGGGAUAGUAGUGUGUUGACUAGGAGACCUCUGGGGAUGGUAGUUUGUUGACCAGGAGACCUCUGGGAUGGUAGUGUGUUGACUAGGAGACCUCUGGGGAUGGUAGUGUGUUGACUAGGAGACCUAUGGGGAUGGUAGUCUGUGUUGACUAGGAGACCUAUGGGGAUGGUAGUCUGUGUUGACUAGGAGACCUCUGGGGAUAGUAGUCUGUAUUGACCAGGAGACCUAUGGGGAUGGUAGUCUGUGUUGACUAGGAGACCUAUGGGGAUGGUAGUCUGUGUUGACUAGGAGACCUAUGGGGAUGGUAGUCUGUGUUGACUAGGAGACCUCUGGGGAUGGUAGUGUCUUGAAUAGGAGACCUCUGGGGAUGGUAGUGUGUUGACCAGGAGACCUCUGGGAUGGUAGUGUGUGUUGACCAGGAGACCUCUGGGGAUAGUAGUGUGUUGACCAGGAGACCUCUGGGGAUAGUAGUGUGUUGACUAGGAGACCUCUGGGGAUGGUAGUUUGUUGACCAGGAGACCUCUGGGAUGGUAGUGUGUUGACUAGGAGACCUCUGGGGAUGGUAGUGUGUUGACCAGGAGACCUCUGGGGAUGGUAGUGUGUUGACCAGGAGACCUCUGGGGAUAGUAGUGUGUUGACCAGGAGACCUCUGGGAUGGUAGUGUGUUGACUAGGAGACCUCUGGGGAUGGUAGUGUGUUGACCAGGAGACCUCUGGGGAUAGUAGUGUGUUGACCAGGAGACCUCUGGGGAUGGUAGUUUGUUGACCAGGAGACCUCUGGGAUGGUAGUGUGUUGACUAGGAGACCUCUGGGGAUGGAUGGAGGAAAGGUUUUGGUAUUGUUGUGUCACACUCAAGGCUGGGAGUUUGUGGAGAGGUCAAUCCCACACAUGCCUAAAGACACACAUGUGUUUUAACAUGUAUUCCCAUUCAAAAUGUCCCUUGUUUUACUAUCCUUGUAAGGACUUCUGGUCCCCACAGGACUUCUGGUCCCCACAAGGAUAGUAAAACCAAACACACACUGUGUGAGAGAGAGAGAGAGAAUGCCGAGCCUACAUAUUAUAUAUAUAGAUAUAUAUAUUACACACACACUUUUAAUUACUAAUUCAAUGCCACUGGGGAUGAGUAUGAAGGUCAACGUUGAAGUUUAGUGUUAAUUUAUGACGUUCAUUUUUAGAUCCAGGAUAUCAAGUCUUGACGUAAUGUGGAGUUGUAUUCAUUCACUCCAUGUUCACAUUUGGAUUCAUGGUAGCACCAGUUUUAGAACCGAGUUGGUUAGUUUACUGUAUACUCACCACAUCUCUGUGGUCUUCUGCCCACAGGAGAGGCACCCCAGCGUCAGCCCUGCGUCCGGGACACAGUGAAGACUGCUACAGACAAGGCCAAGACACUGGCCUCGGCCGCCACCCCACAGAAACAGCCCCAGCAGUACGUGUGACAACAGGAACGUCCACCGCUACCGGCUGGAACCAGGACUGGAAUGGGACUCUGUGCACGCAGGGCAGGCACAAGCAACACAUUCACAUGAAACACACAGGCCAAUUUGUGAAGAAAAAUAUCAGAAUUGAGCUGCC